Paramecium tetraurelia is the source of this 2370-nucleotide messenger RNA. RefSeq lists its product as uncharacterized. The record is from RefSeq and is a predicted model, not a curated record. NCBI's taxonomy places the organism in Eukaryota, Ciliophora, Oligohymenophorea, Peniculida, Parameciidae. Gene Ontology annotation, molecular function: oxidoreductase activity, acting on the CH-CH group of donors; flavin adenine dinucleotide binding. The transcript is spliced from 3 exons.
AUGAGCCUCUAAGUGCAAACCCCUGAAUUAAUUUCUUAUCUUAAUAAUCAAUCAAGCAUCUUGAAUUACAGAUAAAAUGAAUUAGUGAAAACUGAACAUGUAACAUUUUUACCCACUGGGGAAGUUCUUAUCGGGUCAUCCAAUAACCCUUAAAAAUAAUUGACAUUGAGAUCAUCACCAAUAUUUGGGAAAUUAGGAAUUGCCUCCAUCCACGACGAUUUGAGACUUUAAAAUGAAUUAUUGAAACAUUAAUAGGAAGUGAUUCAUAUUUGCGAAGAUUCAAAGCUACUAGGAUCGGGAUUCUAUGUCAAGGGACACACAAAUGGAAGAAUAUUCAACUAAUUGAACAUUCAAAGUUUGGCUAUCAAUGAGAGAAGACUUAUUUUCAAGGAAAUCGUCAGCUUCUUAUGUCGUGUCCACAAUUUGAGCCAGAAUCAAAGUGUUUUCAAUUAUUAGGCAAUAAUUGAAAGUUCAAGAAUCUAAUACAAAACCCAUGAAACAAGAAUUUAAACAAAUAUUGAAGAUUUGCUAUAUUGGUUGCCAAUGAAUGUCCCAGAAUUGACCAUCUAGGAAUCUCUCUGUUUAGGCAAUGUCGAACUAAAUAAUUUUAUUUUCGAUUAAUAAGAAAUUAAACUCAUAAAUGUAUAACAAUGGAAUUCUGUUACAAUCGGAAACCCCUUUUUGGAGUUGGCUAGAUUCCUAUCUAAUUAUGACAUCCCAUAUGAGAAAAAUGUGACCAACUAUGGAUUACAAAAGAUUGAUCAUCUCUUGGGAUUACCAAGCAAAUAAGAACUCAUUAAUCAAUAUUGCAUUGACAGGAAAUUAGACACAAUCAAAUAUCUCAAUUACAAUACAAUCAUCGUCUUGUUGCAAAAAGCCAUCUUCAAAUAACAAUGUAUCAAAACCAAGGUCGAUCCUGAGAGAAGCAAUGUCUUCUAAUAGGAAUUAGAAAUCAUCUCUAGAUCUGCUUGGAAUAUCGUAUUGGAAUUAACAAAUGAUGAUCCAUUCUAAAUUAAAUUGAGAGCUGAAACCGAUUAAUUAUUAUGGGCUAAGUAUCCAGUCAGUCAAAGAUGCAAGAGCUACUAUUAUAGAGUGAGGGAUUUCUUAAGAGACGAAGUGUUCCCAAUGGAAUAAUCGCAAUUUGAUAUUGUCUACUCUUUUAACAAGGACAAUCAUUGGAAGGGAUUGCCAGGCAUUGAGCAUUUGUAAAGAAGAGCUAAAUCUAUGGGAUUAUGGAAUCUAUUCAUUGGAGACCCAGUCUAUGGAAAGGGAUUAAAUAAUUUGGAGUACACAUUCUUAUCAGAAUUGAUGGGAACUUCAUUCUUUGGCCAUGAAAUCUUUAAUUGCUAUGCCCCAGAAACUGGAAACAUCAAAUUGUUGAUUAUGGCUGCCACUGAUUAUCAAAAAGAAAAGUAUCUCAAACCACUCUUGGAAGGAGAAUGCAAAACAUUCUUUGCUAUGUCUGAAAGAAAUGUGGCUUCAUCUGAUCCAACCAACUUUGAGACUAUUAUCACAAAACAAGGAGAUGGAUAUGUUAUCAAAGGUAGUAAAUGGAUGGUCUCAGGAAUUCAAGAUGAAAGAUGCAAGUUUGGAAUUGUCAUGGGCAAAACAACAGUCAACCCUAAAUCACCUUUCACAGAAUAAACUAUGUUCUUAGUUGAUACUCCUCAUCCAAACAUUAAACUCAAGCAUCCCUUAGCUGUUUUUGGUUAUGAUGAAGCACCUCAUGGACUUAUUGAGGUUGAAUUCGAUAAUGUUUAUGUUCCCAAAGAAAACAUGUUAGGUAAAGAAGGAACUGCCUUUGCUAUGUCACAAGGAAGACUCUUGGGAGGUAGAUUACAUCACAGUGUCAGAUUGUUAGGAUUAGUGCGCAGAGCUAUGGAUGUGCUAUUGGAAAGAGGAUAGAGAAGAGUUCACAGAGGUAAAAAAUAAAAAGAGGACUCAGCAUUCUAAGAGAAAAUUGGAAGAAUGGAAUGCGAUUACUAAAUUUGUAAGACUAUGAUUCUUAAUGCUGCCAUGGUAUUAGAUUCUUUAGGUGGAAGACACAUGCAAUCACUUAAAACUGUCAGUGAAACCAAAGCAUUUGUACCAUAUAAAUGUUAAUGCAUUGCUGAUGAAUGCAUUCAAUUAUUUGGAGCUCAAGCCAUCACUACAGAUUAUAUAUUGUAAAUUGCUUUUUAGGCAUGCAGAGGACUUCGAUUGAUGGAUGGUCCUUGUGAAUUGCACAAGAAGCAAGUCGCCAGAUUCACUUAAGGAAGUCAUAUGUUCAAUGAGUUGCUUAAUGCAGAUGGAUACAUUGGCAAUAUUUGACUCGAAUUGAACGAUUUAAGUACAUAACAAAUAUUAUAAAAUAAUUUUGAUCUUAAUGGU